CCGGAAGCUUCUCUGCCGAGCCGGAAGCACAAGCCGAGCGGCGGAGGGCAGCCGUGGAGCCGCCGCCCCCUCGCCGCUUCGCGGCUGUUUGGGGAUCCCGGACCGCGGCGGCGCCGGGUUGUCCUGAUGGUCCCCGGCCGGCGGCGGCGGCAGAGGCGGCGGGAGGAUGACCUCUCCCCGGGAGCGGGGUGCCGACCUGGCCCGUUUCUACACUGUCACCGAGCCCCAGCGACAUCCAAGGGGCUACACGGUGUAUAAGGUCACCGCCCGGGUUGUUUCUCGAAGAAAUCCAGAAGAUGUCCAGGAGAUAAUCGUAUGGAAGAGAUACAGUGACUUUAAGAAACUACACAAAGAACUAUGGCAAAUUCACAAAAACUUAUUCCGACAUUCAGAAUUGUUUCCUCCAUUUGCUAAAGGGAUAGUGUUUGGACGAUUUGAUGAAACUGUCAUCGAAGAGAGAAGACAGUGUGCAGAAGAUUUGCUACAGUUCUCUGCCAAUAUCCCCGCUCUUUAUAACAGUAAACAGCUUGAAGAUUUUUUCAAGGGUGGAAUAGUUAAUGAUGGUUCUGAAUUGAUUGGACCUGCGGAAGCUUAUUCGGAUUCCCUUGUUGAUAGCUUUCCUGAGUGUAGUACUGAAGGUUUCUCCAGUGACAGUGAUUUGAUAUCUCUUACUGUGGACGUGGAUUCUCUUGCUGAGUUAGAUGAUGGAAUGGCUUCCAAUCAAAACUCUCCCGUUAGAACUUUUGGUCUCAAUCUUUCUUCGGAUCCAUCAGCAUUAGGGGCCGUUGCUUCUGACAGCGAACAGAACAAAACAGAAGAAGAACGGGAAAGUCGUAGCCUCUUUCCUGGCAGUUUAAAGUCCAAGCUUGGCAAGAGAGAUUAUUUGGAGAAAGCUGGAGAAUUAAUAAAGCUGGCUUUAAAAAAGGAAGAAGAAGAUGACUAUGAAGCUGCUUCCAAUUUUUAUAGGAAAGGAGUUGAUUUACUCCUAGAAGGUGUUCAAGGAGAGUCCAGCCCUACCCGUCGAGAAGCUGUGAAGAGAAGAACAGCAGAAUAUCUAAUGAGAGCAGAGAGUCUCUCUAGCCUUUAUGGAAAACCUCAACUUGAUGAUGUCUCUCAGCCUCCAGGAUCACUAAGUUCAAGGCCCCCUUGGAACCUAAGGAGCCCUGCCGAGGAGCUGAAGGCCUUCAGAGUCCUUGGGGUGAUUGACAAGGUUUUACUUGUAAUGGACACAAGGACAGAGCAGACAUUCAUUUUAAAAGGUCUAAGGAAAAGCAGUGAAUACAGCAGGAACAGAAAGACCAUCAUCCCCCGCUGUGUGCCCAACAUGGUGUGUCUGCACAAGUACAUCAUUUCUGAGGAGUCGGUAUUUCUUGUGCUGCAGCACGCGGAAGGUGGCAAACUCUGGUCAUAUAUCAGUAAGUUUCUAAACAGAAGUCCUGAAGAAAGCUUUGACAUCGGGGAAGUGAAAAAAUCUGCACUCACUAAAGUUCACCUGCAACAGCCAACUUCUAGUCCUCAGGACAGCAGCAGCUUUGAAUCCAGAGGAAGCGAUGGUGGAACGAUGCUUAAAGUUCUGCCUCUGAAGACUAGUCUUACUCCAAGCUCUCAAGAUGAUAGCAACCAAGACGAAGAAGGCCAAGAUAGCUCUCCAAAAUGGCCAGAUUCUGGCUCAAGUUCAGAAGAGGAAUGUACCACUAGUUAUCUGACCCUAUGCAAUGAAUAUGGGCAAGAAAAGAUUGAGCCAGGGUCCUUGAAUGAGGAGCCUUUCAUGAAGAUCGGAGGGAAUGCUGUUGAUCCCAGAGUUAUCGAAAGCUUCCCAGCACACCUUGCUGCUGACAGUGGCAGCCCCAGCACCCAGCACAUAGCUCACGAGCUGAAGUUCUUUGCUGGAGAUGAUGACCAAGAAGCAGAUAGUUCUCCAAGAACGUCCGAUUCCCUUAGUAGAUCUAAAAACAGCCCCAUGGAAUUCUUUAGAAUAGACAGUAAGGAUAGCACUAGUGAACUCCUUGGCCUUGAUUUUGGAGAAAAAUUGUAUAGUCUAAAGUCAGAGCCUUUGAAACCAUUUUUCACUCUUCCAGAUGGAGACGGCACUUCCAGGGGUUUCAGUACUAGCGAAAGCAAGGUAGAGUUUAUAGCUCAGGACACCAUUAGCAGGGGCUCAGAUGACUCUGUCCCAGUUAUUUCUUUUAAAGAUGCUGCUUUUGAUGAUGUCAUCAGCACUGAUGAAGGAAGGCCCGAUCUCCUUGUAAAUCUACCUGGUGAACUGGAGCCCAUCAAAGACAGUGAAGCAAUGGGACCCACUCCGUUUACACAGACUAAUAUAGGCAUAAUUGAAAGUAAAUUGUUGGAAGCCCCUGAUGUUUUAUGCCUCAGGCUUAGUACUGAACAACGCCAAGCAAGUGAGGAAAAUGGCACAAAGGAAUUGAGUGAUCCCUCCAGGCCUAAAUCCCAUAGUAUAGCGGAGAAACACAGCGUGCAGGGGGAUCUUGGGAUGUUGUUUGUAACAGCUGGUGAUCACAGUAGUUCAGGAGACAUGUCUUUGUUACACAGCUCGGAUCCUAAGUUCCAAGGACUUGGAGCGGUUGAGUCUGCAGUCACUGCAACCAACACAGAAGAAAGCAUAUUCCAUAUUUCUAACCCACUCUCAGGUGCUAAUGAAUAUAAUGUAAACACAGACACUUUAAAAACUGAAGAAGUAUUGCUGUUUACAGAUCAAACUGAGGAUUUGGCUAAAGAGGAACUGACUUUGUUUCAGAGAGACUCAGAGACUAAGGGAGAGAGUGGAUUAGCACUAGAAGGAGACAAGGAAAUACAUCAGAUUUUUGAGGACCUUGAUAAAAAAUUAGCACUAAACUCCAGGUUUUACAUCCCCGAGGGCUGCAUUCAAAGAUGGGCAGCUGAAAUGGUGGUAGCCCUUGAUGCUUUACAUAGAGAGGGAAUUGUGUGCCGCGAUUUGAACCCAAACAACAUCUUAUUGAAUGAUAGAGGACACAUUCAGCUAACGUAUUUUAGCAGGUGGAGCGAGGUUGAAGAUUCCUGUGACAGUGAUGCCAUGGAGAGAAUGUACUGUGCCCCAGAGGUUGGAGCAAUCACAGAAGAAACGGAAGCCUGUGAUUGGUGGAGUUUGGGUGCUGUUCUCUUUGAACUUCUUACUGGCAAGACUCUGGUUGAGUGCCAUCCAGCAGGAAUAAAUACUCACACUACUUUGAACAUGCCAGAAUGUGUCUCUGAAGAGGCUCGCUCACUCAUACAACAGACGAAGGACUGCAACAACACCAGGAUGGGGAGCGGGUCACCAGGAUCAAAGCGCAAUCAAGAUGACAUCACUCCCUGGAACUGGAUUUGGACUCACCAACUCCCUGGGCUCAUAACAGGAACUCAUGCAGAUUUUGUUUGGGGAGAAGGAAAAAUUCCAGGGGAACAGCAGCAACAACAACAACAACAACAACAACAAAACCCAAACCCAAAAACAAUUGUGUGCAAAAAAACCUGGAGAUGGGGAAAAGUGAAGCUGUGCAUAUUGUUUUGGCUGGUGUGUAGAUACAUGCAUUUGAAAGAAUGCUGCCCAGGUGAAUCAGAGGUAGACCCCAGGAAGGAAGAAAGGGUGGGAGAGAAACUGCCCUGGGGUUGAAGAGCUCCCUAACAGAACUCCGAAGCCGUGGAAACCACACGUAUUGGGCCCGAUCACAAAAGAACAGGUAGUAGUGAGAUGAACACUCACUGAAACAUUUUCUCGAGCUUGAAAUCAAUUGGUAGUGAUUUAUUUUUUAAUGAACUCACAAGAAAGAUUGAGUGAAACGAGUGUUUGCCCAAGCACGUCUUCUCCUCGCUCUAGCGGCAUACGAUUUUCACAGUGGCUACGAAUCGUCUAGCUGAACACAUUCCUUUCCUUCUCUUCCCCGACUGACAUCCCCGCCUCUGCCUCCUUCAGAGAUGGGGAAUCUGAAGGCCAGGGAGUUUCAGUGACUUGUUCAAGGUUAUACUAGUUUGGGACUGGAGCCCAGGUGUCCAGACGCCACAUUGCCUGUUUUCUAUAUUAUUUCUAUAUGGCCUGUGUUUAUCGUAUUAUUGGGAAUAUCUCUGUUGUCUACCUUUUGUUCUUAUUUUAAUGAAAACAUUACAUAAGAACUUAAAAGGCUGCCCGAGAGAGAGGUAGGUGAAGAUCAUGCUUAGCGUCUGGGAAUUACGAGAAUGUUUUAGCUCCUUUCCCGGCUACUUUAGUUUGUUUUCUUCUGUUCAGUGUAGCUCCCAUUGACUGAGCACCCAAGGCACUGUGUUGGGUGUCGCCACGUGGAUUAUUUUGCAAACGCAUCAGCCUUCGAGGAAAACAUCAGACCCAUGUUUCCAAAGUCUGAAUACUGAGGUACAGAGGGGUUAAGUGGUUUGCUCAAGAUCAAAUACUAGCAAGGGACAGAGCUGGAAUUAGAAGCUGGGUCUGGCUGCCACAAAGACCAAUGCUCUUUCGCUCACUCCAGCUGUUUACAACAUACCUGGAAGCUGUAUUUUUCUGUGUCUUGGGCACGAUAGUGGGCCCUCUGAUCAGUGGAAUGUGCUACCUGUGUUCACUUGCCAUGUGGACUUUCAGGAAAGUGCUGGGGGAGAUGCAGCCCAUUCCUUCUCACUCUUACAUCACUAAUCCGUGAAAUGUCUCCUCCUGCACCCUCCCAAGAAGUCUCUCUAAAGUGAACGCAGACUGUUUAGACCAUUCCUUCCUCAGACCCUCCGCUUUGCUUUACAGCUGCUACCGGCGUCUCUGGGCUCCUACCUUUGUUCCAGAGCUCUUGUUGUGUGUGUUUUGUUUUUCCCCAGUGAGUUUAAAAUAAUGCAAUUUAGCAUAAUUGAAAGAGUGUUUAUUGAAUGGCCUCCCAAGGAGCUAGGAGCUGGGUCACAGAGGUGGCUCUGUUACUUCGGAUCUCAUGACAGGACUGGGCCCUGAGCCACUCAUUUAUUCUUCUAACAAACACAGUGCCAGGCAGCCUCAAGUUGCAAACGGUCUCGUUGGGAGGAAUACAAGUACACAAGGGAACCCCAGUGUCCCAGACACCUCCAGCUUUGUGGGCCAAUGGAGCUCAGUGGGACCCAGCCCCCCACAGUCCACCGGUGUCCCCAAGUCUCCAGGGGCUAGCUCACUGCCUCCCUCCUGACCUUUUCAGAUGCAGCAGGCUUCCACAUUAGGCUGUGUCUGCCCCACCAACCCCCCUUAAUUCAUUGCACAAAGAUUUCAAUAUCCCGUUUGGAAUACUGAGGAUACCGGAGGUCCUAAAAUGAUAGGAACGAGAACGAGGAAUCUUAUUUUUCUCAGGCAGUGAGGUUCCCAGGCUGGACGGGAGGAGGAUAAUCAUAAGCUUACCGUCCCACCGGGAAGAUAUGACCUGCCAUAGCAGGCAAUGUGUGAAGCAACCUUUAAUUGAAAAUUAACUUGUGUAGCUUAAACCAACAUACCCUAGGAGUUUAGAGAAAGCAGUGGUCAGUAAGAACUGGGAUCAUCAGAGAGGAUUUCAAGGUGAAACCACAUGCCCAAAGCCACUUGUGAACCGAUUGGUGUCAGAAAAUGGCCCUUAAGGGCCCCCCGUUCCUCUCCCCGGGCUCUCCCCUCUCGAGCGAUACCAAUGGAAAACAAAUGGUGUGUUCAGUUUACAUCCCUACUUAAUUCAGUUCUUUUCAGGCCACACAAAGUUUCUGUUUCAACAAAAGCCUCCAGUGGGGCGCCUCUGCAGAUUCCCUCUUGUUCUGUCCUAAAACAAUGGGAUGGGGACAGAUCAUGACAGAGUAUGGUGAAGGCCGCGGCCGCCCUGCCCGAAAGACACAAACGCUGCCUUUCAAGUCCGCAGCAGUAACCCAAUCCCCUUUCCCGUCUCCCUGUGGGAUGAGACCAGGUGGAAGAGUGAGGGGGGAGAAGGUCAUGGCAGUUUUGACCCGUUCAGGGUGUGUGGAAAAGGGUCUUUUCUUCACCUGGCAAAGAAACGCGUGCCUCUGAUGCUGCCCAUGACCAGCUCUGUCCAUGCCCCUGCCCCCUCCACCCCUGUUUGGGCACCAGACCGCAGGCCAAGUCGAUAAGAAUUGGACCCUGGGGGACAAAAUCCUUCUGCAAGGCAAACAGGACUUUCUCCGGGUUCUCUGGCUUGGUUCCUCUGAACCCGCAGUCGACAUCUCCAAGUCACAAAAUGUCGGAUUGGAGCCGCUGUCCUUGGAAAGAAGGGAAACUGGCACUUGGUUCUCAUCCAUGGCAGUGAUCCUGAAAGGUUUCCUGUUUAACGCUUUAUUUGCAUUAAAAAAAAAAAUCGCCAAGCAUCUCGGAACUGAAGAGGACCCAGUGUGCGCUGUUCCUGGGCGGAGGCUGGUGCGCUGGGAGCUUCCACACGGCACGAACCCGGCUUCUCGACAGCAGCCAUUUUCAACAUGAUCCUUGUGUUUGCUUGGCAAAAUCCGGGAUUGGAAAAACAAAAGGUUUUCCUGCCAGAUUCCAUUAAUUUCAGCAGCAGCAGUAGCGGCAGCA
Acinonyx jubatus (cheetah) is the source of this 6496-nucleotide messenger RNA. It is a transcript of the gene RPS6KC1, whose product is annotated as ribosomal protein S6 kinase C1. Gene Ontology annotation, cellular component: early endosome. Gene Ontology annotation, biological process: protein phosphorylation. The transcript has 17 exons. Gene Ontology annotation, molecular function: ATP binding; phosphatidylinositol binding; protein kinase activity. The coding region runs from base 167 to 3631 and encodes 1154 amino acids. The record is from RefSeq and is a predicted model, not a curated record. Lineage: Eukaryota; Metazoa; Chordata; Mammalia; Carnivora; Felidae.